GUGCGAGGGGCUCUUGACCACUCCUGACUGGGAGGAGGGGUUACUGUAACCAUUGUGCUUCCUUGACACUGGGCCCCAGAGCAGGAAGAGGCCCUGAUCACUGCCCCCUGCCUUGUGCCAGGCUGCAGCGGUGCUCAGCAAGCCCUUCAGUAGCCUGAGUGAGGAAUGGUGUCAGGUCUGCCUGACACAGGCUCCUCUGGUUGGGAGUGUUGAUGUGAUGGAUCUGUAGGUCCAGUCUGCGGAUGUGUUUAAUCUUUUUGCGUUAGGUUUGGCAGUAUUGAGUUUUGUUUUCUCCCAUUCUACUGAAAGGUAGGCUGUAAUCCCAAUAGAGAGUAAAAUUGAUUCUCGUAUUUAUUACUAUGUGGGCUGAAGGUUAGAUCGGCACCUUGGCAAUUGAAGACCAGGCAGGGAGGGCUGUGACAACAGGACAGUUGAUCUGCCUGGCGAUGCUAGGCCUGGAAGCCAACACACCUUGCUCUGUUAUUGAUCUCAGUGACCCCAGAUUCCCUGGUUAGAACUGCAGGCCUGCUACUGGCCUGACGCCUAUCAAUCCAUUGAUCCUUGAGGUUGUGCCCCCUGGGGCACCCACAUGUCAGGGCCUACCACCAUGCGACUGAGCUCCCUGUUGGCUCUACUGCGACCAGUGCUGCCGCUCAUCCUAGGGCUGUCUCUGGGAUGCAGCCUGAGCCUCUUGCGGGUUUCCUGGAUCCAGGGUGAGGGAGAAGAUCCCUGUGUAGAGGCUGUGGGGGAGGCAGGAGGGCCACAGAAUCCAGAUUCAAGAAUUCGGCUGGACCAAAGUGAUGAAGACUUCAAACCCCGGAUUGUGCCCUACUACAGGGAUCCCAACAAGCCCUACAAGAAAGUGCUCAGGACUCGGUACAUCCAGACAGAGCUGGGCUCUCGUGAGCGGUUGCUGGUGGCUGUCCUGACUUCCCGAGCCACGCUGUCCACUCUGGCCGUGGCAGUGAACCGUACAGUAGCCCACCACUUCCCUCGGUUGCUCUACUUCACCGGGCAGCGAGGAGCCCGGGCCCCAGCCGGGAUGCAGGUGGUGUCUCAUGGGGAUGAGCGGCCAGCCUGGCUCAUGUCUGAAACCCUGCGCCACCUCCACACGCACUUUGGGGCCGACUACGACUGGUUCUUCAUCAUGCAGGAUGACACAUAUGUGCAGGCCCCCCGCCUGGCAGCCCUUGCUGGUCACCUCAGCAUCAACCAGGACCUAUACUUGGGCCGGGCAGAAGAGUUCAUUGGUUCAGGCGAGCAGGCCCGGUACUGUCAUGGGGGCUUUGGCUACCUGUUGUCACGGAGUCUCCUGCUUCGCUUGCGGCCACACCUGGAUGGCUGCCGAGGAGACAUUCUCAGUGCCCGUCCUGACGAGUGGCUUGGCCGCUGCCUCAUUGACUCUCUGGGCAUCGGCUGUGUCUCGCAGCACCAGGGGCAGCAGUAUCGCUCAUUUGAACUGGCCAAAAAUUGGGACCCCGAGAAGGAGGGGAGCUCGGCUUUCCUCAGUGCCUUUGCUGUGCACCCUGUCACCGAGGGAACCCUCAUGUACCGGCUCCACAAGCGCUUCAGUGCUCUUGAGUUGGAGUGGGCUUACCGUGAAAUAGAGCAACUGCAGGCUCAGAUCCGGAACCUGACGGUGCUGACUCCGGAGGGGGAGGCAGGCCUGAGCUGGCCCAUUGGGCUCCCGGCUCCUUUUACCCCACACUCUCGCUUUGAGGUGCUGGGCUGGGACUACUUCACAGAGCAGCACACCUUCUCCUGUGCAGAUGGGGCUCCCAAGUGCCCACUGCAGGGGGCUAGCAGGGUGGAUAUAGGUGACGCCGUGGAGACUGCUCUGGAGCAGCUCAAUCAGCGCUACCAGCCCCGUCUGCGCUUCCAGAAGCAGCGGCUGCUCAAUGGCUACCGGCGCUUCGAUCCAGCACGGGGCAUGGAGUACACCCUGGACUUGUUGCUGGAAGCAGUGACUCAGCGUGGGCACCGGCGGGUUCUGGCCCGCAGGGUCAGCCUGCUGCGGCCACUGAGCCGGGUGGAAAUCUUACCUAUGCCCUAUGUCACUGAGGCCACCCGAGUACAGCUGGUGCUGCCGCUCCUGGUGGCUGAAGCUGCUGCGGCCCCAGCUUUCCUGGAGGCCUUUGCAGCCAGUGUUCUGGAACCACGAGAACAUGCGUUGCUCACCCUGUUACUGGUCUAUGGGCCACGGGAAGGUGGCCGCGGGGCCCUGGACCCAUUUCUUCAAGUGAAGGUUGCAGCAGCUGAGUUAGAGCGGCGGUACCCUGGAACAAGGCUGGCCUGGCUCGCUGUGCGAGCGGAGGCCCCUUCCCAGGUGCGACUCAUGGACGUGAUCUCUAAGAAGCACCCCGUGGACACUCUCUUCUUCCUUACCACCGUGUGGACAAGGCCUGGGCCAGAAGUCCUCAACCGCUGCCGCAUGAAUGCCAUCUCCGGCUGGCAGGCCUUCUUUCCGGUCCAUUUCCAGGAGUUCAACCCUGCCUUGUCACCACAAAGGUCACCCCCAGGGCCCCCAGGGUCUGGCCCUGACCCCCCGUCCCCCCCUGGUGCUGACCCUUCCCGGGGGGCUACUGUAGGGGGCAGAUUUGACCGGCAGGCUUCUGCAGAGGGCUGCUUCUACAACGCUGACUACCUGGCGGCCCGAGCCCGGCUGGCUAGUGAACUGGCAGGCCAGGAAGAGGAGGAAGCCCUGGAGGGGCUGGAGGUGAUGGAUGUUUUCCUCCGGUUCUCAGGGCUCCACCUCUUUCGGGCCGUAGAGCCAGGGCUGGUGCAGAAGUUCGCCCUGCGGGACUGCAGCCCACGGCUCAGCGAGGAACUCUACCACCGCUGCCGCCUUAGCAACCUGGAGGGGCUGGGGGGCCGCGCCCAGCUGGCCAUGGCACUGUUUGAGCAGGAGCAGGCCAACAGCACCUAGUGCCCUGAGGCCCAGCUCUUUGCACUUGUCUUGUCUGCCUUAGCCCUGGGAUGGCAGGGCAAGCUGGUGGACAGAUGGAGGGCUCGUCGCUGUAUUUUUUUUUUUAAUAAGAAAAUGUUAUUAAAAGUGUCUUCUGCCAAA
Galeopterus variegatus (Sunda flying lemur) is the source of this 3067-nucleotide messenger RNA. Its product is annotated as chondroitin sulfate glucuronyltransferase. Gene Ontology annotation, molecular function: glucuronosyl-N-acetylgalactosaminyl-proteoglycan 4-beta-N-acetylgalactosaminyltransferase activity. The transcript has 4 exons. The record is from RefSeq and is a predicted model, not a curated record. The coding region runs from base 590 to 2926 and encodes 778 amino acids. Lineage: Eukaryota; Metazoa; Chordata; Mammalia; Dermoptera; Cynocephalidae. Gene Ontology annotation, cellular component: Golgi cisterna membrane.